Molecule: messenger RNA, 1604 nt
Organism: Suhomyces tanzawaensis NRRL Y-17324
Lineage: Eukaryota; Fungi; Ascomycota; Pichiomycetes; Serinales; Debaryomycetaceae
Exons: 1
Coding region: 112-1350 (412 amino acids)
Source: RefSeq, a predicted model, not a curated record
CGUACUUCUUCACUCCACCCCAUCUCUUCACCGUCCUGCAGAUAAUCCCAUCGCCAAAUCCAUCACUGUCAUCACCAGGCCCUACACCAAAACCCCGCCAAAACCCCCGCCAUGCCCGUACUACGACACUGCUGCUCAUCUCCGUGCGUUCUCCGUCCCACUAUCGGGCUUACCGGAGCCAUGCCAUCGAAUGCAUCAGCCAAUGCAGCUUUCCAUCUCUCUUAUUGCCAUACCCGUCUGGUGUCGUACUAUUCCCGGGCCCCACUCAACUACGAGACCCUCCUCAACCGUAUCAACACAAGGCCCCCCGCUUCCAUCAGCCCCCAUACGCUCCUCGUAGACUGUAUACGAGCCAGCAGGACCCUCCAGCGCAAGCCAAAGACCCAUGCCUCCAGCACUAGUGUCUUGACAUCGGAGAUGCUAGGCCUCAAGACUGCUGGAGGGGCUCAGAUUGAGCACACCUUGUGGAAGUUCUUGACAUCGCCUGCCAAUCGUCUCCUCUUCACAUCCUCCGACUCGUUGAUCAAAGAAUACGUCACCUGUCGACCCCAGCCCUCCAAUUUCCAGCAUCUCGUGGGACUCUGCGAGACCAGCAUGGGGCAAGCCUCAUCCAGAAACGACACCUCGGUAUUCCACACGGUUCUCGGAACCCUACUCGACCAGAAGAACUACUAUAACCUGUUUGUGUUGGUGGAUCGUACUGUGGGAUCGAAGAGGUUCCAGGAAGUGCGAAGAAACCAGCUUGUGACGUCGCUAGCGGCGUUGGUGUUGACUACCACAGGGUUGAGUGCCAUCGAAGCCUGUCUCUUGCCGUUGUUCCCCUUUUGGGCGUGGGCUCUUGUCAACUACGGCUUAUGGGGUACAGUUUACUACGGGCUUCUCAGGUCUAACUUGACCACCCACCUAUCACGCAUCCGAUGGAGGUCCUACAACUCUCUAUGGUACAAAUUCGUGCACCAGGAGGAGCUUGUUGCUGUGAACCGAAUCAUCACCCACUACGAGGAGCACAACGAGGUCAACGUGCGGAAUUUCCAUCACAGCGAGGUCCGAAAAGAGUCCAACAUGAACAUGUUUGACCACAACGAGUACAUCCUCGAGAUGCCGUCGCUGGACGAUGGCAAGGACCCCGAGAUGGACCAGUUGCAGGUGUACUUCAAGGUCCAGUUGCACAAGAAGAAGAUGGUGUUGAACGAGCUCGAUGAGGAAUUGCGAUUCUUGGAAUUCUGGUUGACCCACGGCGAGAACUUCGCCUGGGUAGAGCCAGACCAGGACCCAGGAGAGAUUGUCAAGUUGAAAAUCGCCAACCGACGCAUCGAGCCGGCCUCGAGACGGAUAGGAAGGUCCAAUUAAUGGGAGAAUGGAUAAUUGUGUCGGUUAAAGAAAAUGAAGCACUUGAGGGUAAAUAUCAGGUAAUCAGAAAAUUGUUAAGUAGGGAAAUUACAAUCCCUUAGUGGGACAAAUAACAGCAAUUAAACAGUUACGAAAGGGCGAAAUAAUUAUACAUUUAAUUACAGAAGAUGGAUAAAUUCAGUAAUUCUAUUCACAUUACACGAAGAGGAUAAAUUACCUGGCAAUUAUGAUAUUCCAGUCUAGACGAAAAAUAC